AUGAAGAUUAACGAUUAUAUUGUGUACUAUAAAGGAACGGAUUAUGGACAUCAUUUUGGGACGGGUUUUGCUGUUCAUAAGAACUAUGAAUCCUGUGUACGUGAAUUUAACCCAAUAUCCGAACGAAUAUGUAUGAUACGAUUAAGAACUAAGCCCAAAGAUAUAUGUCUAAUUAAUAUACAUGCAACAACGGAAAAUAGUGAUGGAGUAGAUAAAAACGAAUUCUAUGAAGAAAUAACCAGGAUCUACGACAGAGUACCUGAAAGCGUUAUAAAAAUCGUGCUAGGAGACGCAAAUGCUAAAAUAGGAAAGGAACUAAUGUUUGUACCCACUAUUGGAUUAGAAAGUGUUCACGAAGAGAGCAAUGACAACGGUCAGAGAAUUAUAUCAUUUGCAGCAUCUAGAAGUUUAGUAGUCAGUAGCACUACUUUUCCUCACAAGGAAAUCCACAAAUAUACCUGGAAAUCUCCAGACAGACGGACUAUGAAUCAAAUUGACCAUGUAUUGAUUGCAAAGAGAUAUAGAUCAAGUAUAACAGAUGUGAGAAGUUAUAGGGGUGCAGACUGUGAUACGGAUCAUUUCCUAGUAAUAUGCAAGUUCCGUCUCAAACUACAAAGAGCAAGUAGGUAUUUUCAAAAAGCACUAAAAUUCAACAUUGAAGAGCUAAAAGACGAAGAAAAAAGACAAAAAUAUAUCACUGAGAUCACAGGUAAAUUAAACGAGAGACAAGGAAAUGAGAGGAAAGUGAACUGGAGUACCAUAAAAAAGACCAUACUUGAAGCAGCUCAUAGCACACUAGGGGAACCAAAAAAGCGAGAGAAUAAAUGGUUUAAUAGCGACUGUAGGAAGGCCGUUAAAAAAAGAAGUGAAGCUCGCCAAAGAUACCUCCAGCUUAAGACCCCGUUAAGCGAAGAAAAGUAUGAAGAAGAACGGAGAGCAUGUAAACGGGUCAUGCAGAGGGAAAAAAGAAACUACAUGAACGAAUUAUUGCGUGAAACAGAACAAGACCGCUCACAAGGUAAAAUACGAAACUUUUUCGUUAAGAUUAAAAAGUACAAACAAUUUAACCCUAAUCUGAAAGCUGUCAAGGAUAUUGAUGAUAACAUUUUAAUAGACCCAAUUGAGAAAGUAACAAGAUGGAAAAAUUACUUUGAGGAACUGCUUAAUAGUGAAUUGCCAGUGAGACCAGUGCCAGCAUGGCAUAGAUCAUAG
Messenger RNA from Acyrthosiphon pisum (pea aphid), 1212 nucleotides. RefSeq names its product craniofacial development protein 2-like. Bases 1 to 1212 code for a protein of 403 amino acids. The transcript has a single exon. The record is from RefSeq and is a predicted model, not a curated record. NCBI's taxonomy places the organism in Eukaryota, Metazoa, Arthropoda, Insecta, Hemiptera, Aphididae.